AGCGUUGAGAACCAUCCCGGUUAUAUACCGCAUACGCUUUAGCGGGUUAUAGCGUUGUUAUUCCAUUUUCCUCACACGGUGUGUGUUCGAAAUGUACAUAAAGUCUAUUGUACUUGAGGGCUUUAAGUCCUACGCCGAGAGGACGGAGAUUAACGGAUUUGAUCAGUUUUUUAACGCCAUCACUGGACUGAACGGCAGUGGAAAGUCAAAUAUAUUGGACUCCAUCUGCUUUCUGCUGGGCAUAUCUAACCUAUCACAGGUUCGUGCAACAAAUCUCCAAGAUCUGGUGUACAAAAAUGGCCUUGCUGGGAUUACUAAGGCCACGGUGUCCAUCACUUUCGACAACUCCAACAAGAAACAGAGUCCACUUGGGUUCGAAACACACGAUGAGAUUACCAUCACACGACAGGUGGUCAUAGGUGGGCGGAAUAAGUACCUCAUCAACGGUGUGAAUGCCAACAAUCUGCGAGUCCAAGAUUUGUUUUGUUCAGUUGGCUUGAAUGUCAACAACCCCCAUUUUCUAAUUAUGCAGGGUAGAAUCACCAAAGUCUUAAACAUGAAGCCUCCUGAGAUUCUGGCCAUGAUUGAGGAGGCAGCAGGUACACGGAUGUACGAGUGCAAGAAGAUUAGCGCACAGAAAACCAUUGAGAAGAAAGAUGCCAAGUUGAAAGAGAUUCAGACCAUCCUGGAUGAGGAGAUCACCCCUGCUAUGGAGAAACUGAAGGAGGAGCGUGCAUCCUACUUGGAGUACCAGAAGCUGAUGCGUGAAAUCGAGCACUUAAGCCGUCUCUAUGUGGCAUAUCUGUUUGUGUGUGCAGAGGAGACGAAGCUGAAGUCUGCUGAAGACCUGCAAGUGAUGCAAAGCUCCAUCACACAGCUGCAGGAGAACAUGAGACAGAACGAGGCCAGAGUGAAAGAACUGAGCGCAGAAAUACAGGAGCUGGAGCGCAGGAGGGACAAGGAGGUCGGGGGAGUGUUGAAGACUCUGGAAGAGACAUUGUCUGAAGCACAGAGAGUGGACACAAAGGCCCAGAGUGCUCUCGACCUUAAGAAGCAAAAUCUGAAAGAUGAGACCAAGAAAAGAAAAGAGCUCAUCAAAAACAUGGAGGAGGAUAAAAAGAUGAUGUCAGCCAAGGAAGUGGAGGUUACGAAGGCAAUGGAGCAGCUGAAGGCAGUGCAGGAAGAGGGUCAGAAUGAUGCAGAAGCGCUGGAGGCGGCCCAACAGCAUUUUAAGGCCGUGUCAGCUGGCCUCUCUGCCAAUGAGGAUGGAGCUGCAGCUACACUUAAUGGGCAGAUGAUGACCUGCAAGAAUGACAUGAGUAAAGCUGAAACUGAGGCCAAACAGGCCCAGAUGAAGCUUAAACAUGCACAACAGGAGCUGAAGACUAAGCAGGCUCAGGUCAAGAAGAUGGACAGUGGCUACAAAAAAGACCAGGACACACAUGAGGCUGUGAAAAAAUGCAUAGAGAAACUGGAGGCUGAAAUAAAGAAACUCAACUAUGAAGAUGGACGGGAGGAAGGUCUGAUGGAGCAGAAGAGGCAGUUUUCACGUGAUGUCAGUCAGCUCAGAGAAACCUACGAGUCUCUCAUGGGCCAAUUUCCCAAUCUGCGAUUUGAAUACAUGGACCCAGAGAGGGGCUGGGACCGCAGUAAAGUGAAAGGUUUGGUGGCAAAUCUCUUCAGUGUGACUGAUGUGUCUAACGCUACAGCUCUGGAGGUGGUAGCCGGUGGUCGACUCUAUAACGUAGUGGUCGACAAUGAGGUGACUGGAAAGAAACUUCUGGAAAAAGGGGAAUUGAAACGCAGAUACACCAUCAUUCCUCUGAACAAAAUUUCAGCACGUACCCUCAAUAACAAUGUAGUGCGCAUUGCCAAAAACCUGGUUGGGCCAGACAAUGUGCACACAGCUCUGUCAUUGGUAGGUUAUGAAUCAGAGCUGAGGAAAGCCAUGGAGUAUGUUUUUGGCACUACACUGGUUUGUGACAGUUUGGAAAAUGCUAAAAAAGUUGCCUUUGACAAGGGUGUGAGCACCAAAACCGUUACGCUUGGAGGAGAUGUGUUUGACCCACAGGGAACAUUGACUGGAGGUGCACGUGCUCAGACAGCGUCUGUCCUGACUAAGCUGGCUGAAGUGAAGGACAUUCAUGACAGUCUGAGGGCAAAAGAGGUUGAACUCGCCACAGUGGAGUCUGAGCUCAACCGCCUCAAGGGAACAGCUGAGAAAUUUCGUCAGCUAAAGCAGCAGUUGGACCUGAAGACUGAGGAGGCUCGGAUCCUGGAGACUAAACUUCAGCAGAGCUCCUUCCACAAACAACAGGAGGAGCUGGAGAACCUGCGCAAAACCAUUGAGGAAUGUGAGGAAACACUAGAAAAGUCAAAAGAGAUAGAGAGGAAAGCAGAGGAGAAGUACAAAGUUCUGGAGAAUAAGAUGAAGAAUGCUUCGGCCGAGAGAGAGAAAGAACUGAAAACAGCCCAGCAGAAACUCAACCAGGCCAAGACCAAAGCAGAUGCCUUCAACAAAAGACUAAAAGAGAAACAGCAGGAGGCAGAUGCAGUAGCUCUGGAGUUAGAGGAGCUUAAGAGAGAACAGGCUGGAUAUGAGCAGCAGAUUCAGGCCGUAGAUGAAGCUCUCAAAGCCAUCCAGGAGCAGAUCGACAACAUGACCACAGAUGUUUCAGCAAAUAAGGAAGCGGUGCGUGUAGCACAGGAGCAGUUGUCCCAGCAGAAGGAGGUGAUUCUAGGACAGGAGAGAGAAAUUAAAGGAAAGACUGGAGAGGCAAACCGUCUCCGUGAACAAAACAAUGACGCCCAGCUGAAAAUCAAAGAGCAGGAACACAACAUCAGCAAACACAAGAAAGACAGUGCUGAUGCCACAGCCAAGGUGGCCCGUAUGUUAGCUGAGAAUGACUGGAUCUCUUCUGAGAAGCAUCUUUUCGGCCAACCAAACACGGCCUACGACUUCAAGACCAACAAUCCCAAAGAGGCCGGACAGAGACUAAAGAGACUCGGGGAGACCAAGGACAAGCUGGAGAGAAACGUCAACCGCAGGGCCAUGAAUAUGCUCAGCGAGGCUGAGGAAAGGUACAAUGAUCUUAAGAAGAAGAAGAGAAUUGUUGAGAACGAUAAAGCCAAAAUUCUGGAAACGAUUGAGGAGUUGGACCAGAAAAAGAAUGAGGCGCUCAAUGUGGCAUGGCAGAAGGUCAAUAAGGAUUUUGGUUCCAUCUUCUCCACUCUGUUGCCUGGGGCAAAUGCCCGUCUGGCUCCGCCCGAGGGGUGUGGUGUCCUGGACGGAUUGGAGUUUAAAGUGGCUCUGGGGAACACCUGGAAAGAGAACCUCACCGAGCUCAGUGGGGGUCAAAGGUCUCUGGUGGCACUCUCUCUGAUUUUGGCCAUGCUGCUGUUCAAACCUGCUCCCAUUUAUAUCCUGGAUGAAGUGGACGCUGCUCUCGAUCUCUCACACACGCAAAAUAUCGGACAAAUGCUGCGCACACACUUUACACACUCACAGUUUGUGGUGGUGUCUCUGAAAGAUGGAAUGUUCACCAAUGCAAACGUACUUUUCAAGACCAAGUUUGUGGAUGGCGUCUCCACUGUGAAUCGCACAGCUCAAACACAUGAGGAAAAAGUUUUGGCCCAGCGUACUCACAACAAAGCCAAGGACAAACGCCAUCGACAGAUGCUGGCCAGCUAGACACACUUUCUAUAUUACUCUCAGUAAUCAGUUGAUGUAUCAGCUGAAAUUAAAAGGUGUAUUUAAACUUUGCAGGGAUAACACACUCACAUUUGUGCAUCUAAUACAUGUCAAACAGCUCUGUAAAUCACUUUUUUUCCAUUACUUAUUUUAAAAAUCGCCUUUACACUCUUUGUACAUUGUAUUUCAAUGUAUUUGUUUGUAGGAUGUACAACAGACCUGUCAUUCUUUUCUUUCUUUUUUUAACUGUUUCUGCUGGCUUGUUUUGUAUAAAUAAAAACGUUUACAAGAUUUUGAUUUAAAUUUAGCCAAACAGCCAUGCCCAAUGUACAUAAAUCAUUUAGGAGAAUUGAGUAAGAAAGUGCUAAUUUUGUCGUUUGAUAUUUUUCCAGUAAAUGUGACCGUUCUAUAUUAGGUAGUGUAUGUCAUGGCAUAUAUUAAAGGUCUAACCUACACUCAUAUAUUGCCUUCUAUGACCUA
Molecule: messenger RNA, 4171 nt
Organism: Xyrauchen texanus (razorback sucker)
Lineage: Eukaryota; Metazoa; Chordata; Actinopteri; Cypriniformes; Catostomidae
Product: structural maintenance of chromosomes protein 2-like
Exons: 24
Coding region: 92-3691 (1199 amino acids)
Biological process (GO): chromosome organization
Cellular component (GO): chromosome
Molecular function (GO): ATP hydrolysis activity; ATP binding; protein binding
Source: RefSeq, a predicted model, not a curated record